Colletotrichum navitas is the source of this 1053-nucleotide messenger RNA. RefSeq names its product family 61 glycosyl hydrolase. Gene Ontology annotation, cellular component: extracellular region. The transcript has a single exon. Bases 1 to 1053 code for a protein of 350 amino acids. The record is from RefSeq and is a predicted model, not a curated record. Gene Ontology annotation, molecular function: cellulose binding. NCBI's taxonomy places the organism in Eukaryota, Fungi, Ascomycota, Sordariomycetes, Glomerellales, Glomerellaceae. Gene Ontology annotation, biological process: carbohydrate metabolic process.
AUGGGCAACCUUAACCUUCCAUCUCUUCUCUUGGCACUUGCAGCCACCGUCUCGGCUCACGGCCAUGUGGACUGGCUUGUGGUCGACGGUGCUGUUGCCUACCGCGGUUGGGAUUCUCCCGCCUUCACCUACUCUGCUCCCACAUACCCCGUCGUUGGCUGGAAGAUCGACGUCCCUGACAAUGGAUUUGUUGAGCCCGCCAAUUUCGGCACCAGCGACAUCAUUUGCCACAAGAACGGCAGCCCGGCAGGCGGCCAUGCCACCGUGCCUGCCGGAGCCAAGAUCCAGCUCAUCUGGAACACAUGGCCCGACUCGCACAAGGGUCCCGUCAUUGACUACCUCGCCAAGUGCAACGGAGACUGUGAAACUGUCGACAAAACUUCGCUGAACUUCUUCAAAAUUGGCGCUGGUGGCGUUGUCGACAUGUCGCUCUCGAACGGCAAGUGGGCUGAUGAUGUGCUAAUUGGCAACGGCUUCACCUGGACUCUUCAGAUUCCGGCCGACCUUGCCCCCGGGAACUACGUUCUCCGCCAUGAGAUAAUUGCUCUGCACUCCGGAGGGAACCCCAAUGGCGCUCAGGCGUACCCCCAAUGUUUCAACCUACAAGUCACCGGCGGCGGCUCUCUCGCCCCCGCCGGCGUCAAGGGUACUUCGCUAUACAAGGCCAACGACCCCGGCGUCCUCUUCAACAUCUAUACCAGCCCUCUAGUCUACCCGAUGCCGGGCCCUACGCUCGUAGCAGGCCUCCCGUCAACGGUCGCCCAGAGUGCCGUCCGACCGAUAGCGACAUCAAGCGCCACGCCUCCUGGAGGCAACCCUGGCAACGGUGGAGGCGGCGGCGCCACUACGACACUGCGGACGACUACCGGGCCAGCGCCGGUGACUACCACUAGAGCCGCAACAACCACGACAAGUGCUCCCGGCGGCGGCGGCGGCGGCGCAACUGUGCCCAAGUACGGCCAGUGCGGUGGCCAGGGGUGGUCCGGCCCGACGACCUGUGCCUCUGGAUCUACCUGUCAAGCUCUGAAUGACUUCUACUCCCAGUGUGUCUAG